Phycomyces blakesleeanus NRRL 1555(-) is the source of this 681-nucleotide messenger RNA. RefSeq lists its product as hypothetical. NCBI's taxonomy places the organism in Eukaryota, Fungi, Mucoromycota, Mucoromycetes, Mucorales, Phycomycetaceae. The coding region runs from base 1 to 681 and encodes 226 amino acids. The transcript is spliced from 5 exons. The record is from RefSeq and is a predicted model, not a curated record.
AUGAAGCCGUUUUUCGUUGCCGCCCUCUGCUUCUUGUCAACCAUGGCUGUUGCUCAGACCACUGAUUUCUAUAUCACUGCUCCUCUUCCUGGAACUGUCUACAAGGCUGGGCAAUCGGCUACCUUAACUUGGCUUAAUGGUGUUGAUACUGAGGUUGACGUUAACCUGCUGGUUGGAAACGACCCAGCUACCAUGGUCAAUUCUGCUUAUUCAUUCACCAUUCCAGAUGGUUCGGACGAAGAGUUUACUGUGGUGAUUCCUGCCGAUCUUGACUCUACCAAAAGCUAUGCCUUCCAGUUCUCUUACCUUAGCAAUGGCGCCACUAAAAAUGUCUUUUCAGGCUCUUUCGUUGUAACUGGUGGCAAGACUCCCAUUGCCUCUGGCUCCGGCUCUGGUUCUGCUGCUCAAUCUGCAUCUGUUACCGUCGCUCCAUCUCUUCCAGCAUCUGUAGUCCCAACUGCCGUAUCUUCUCGCGCUUCAGUUGCUGCUCCAUCUGCAAUUUCUGCUCCUUCUUCUGCCGUCAGCCAUGCCUCUACCCCUGUUUCUUCUGCAUCUCCCAAGAUUGCCUCUUCACCUGCCCCAAGUGCUUCGGUCAGUGUUCCUGCUGAGGGUGCUGCUUCCAAGAUGCACUAUACUCUUGCACUUGUCUGCGCACCCGUCAUCUUGGCCAUGUUGCUUUAA